AGGAGAGUAAGGAGCGCGUCUUCGACAUAUCUGUCUUUCCUGCCUAAUGUCCCACCGAGUAGGCUGAGCCACGUGUGUGUGUUAGUUAUUUCCUUACUUGUCUCCAAACGUCCAGUUCCUUGUGUUUCGUUGAAACACACAGUAGCACCAUGGUGAAGUUAGCAAAGGCAGCAAACAAGCAAGCAACCCAGAAGAAAAAAGCCCCUCCACCCCCAAAAGAAGUGGAGGAAGAGUCCAGUGAAGAGGAAAGCAGCGAGGAGGAAGAGGAGACUCCUCCACCUAAAGCAGUGAAGAAAGCCACACCAGCCAAAGCCGCCCCGGCUGUUAAGAACGGCGCCGCUGCCAAGAAAGCAGAAAGUGAGGAUGAGGAUGAUGACGAUUCUGAGGAGGAGUCUGAGGAGGAAGCCCCCCCACCAAAGAAGACCCCUGCAAAGGCAACACCGGCCAAAUCCAAGGCUGCCCCUGCAAAGGCUGAGGAGUCGGAUGAUGAUGAUGAUGAGUCUGAAGAAGAGGCCCCACCACCUAAGAAAGCAGCCAAGCCUGCAGCUAAACCCGCUGCCAAGGUAAAAGCCGCACCUGCAAAGGAGUCUGAUGAUGAAGAAGACGAUGAUGAGGAUUCAGAAGAAGAGGCCCCACCUCCCAAGAAAGCCACCCCAGCUAAACCAGCUGCGAAGGCCAAGGCUGCCAAAGAGGAGUCUGAAGACGACGAUGAUGAAGAUGACUCUGAAGAGGAGAUGGACACCACCCCUGCUCCAGCUGCAAAGGCUAAGAAAGCAGGAAUGGUGAAGGCCAAGGAAGAGUCUGAGGAGGAUGAUGACGACGAUGAAGAAGAUGAUGAUGAUGAAGAGGAGGAAGAAGAGGAAUCCCCAGUGGGUGCUACAAAGAGGAAGGCAGAGGGGAAGAAGGAAACACCACCUGCCAAGAAGGCAAAGUCAGAAGGCGAUGGUUUCUGUCUAUUUGUUGGAAACUUGAACUCCAACAAAGACUUUGAAGAAAUCAAAUUGUCCCUGAGGAAGUUCUUCUCCAAGAACAGCCUUGAGGUCGCCGAUGUCCGGUUAGGUGGAUCCAAGAAAUUUGGCUAUGUGGAAUUCUCAUCUGAGGAGGACAUGCAGAAGGCACUGGAGCUCAAUGGCAAGAAGGUCAUGGGUCAAGAGCUGAAGCUGGACAGGGCCAGAAGCAAAGACAGCUCACAGGAGGGCAAGAAAGAGAGGGAUGCACGGACACUGUUUGUAAAGAACCUUCCUUUCUCUGCGACCGUUGAGGACCUGAAGGAAGUCUUUGAAGAUGCAGUUGAUGUGAGGUUACCUCCAGGCCAGAACGGUUCAAACAGAGGCAUUGCCUACAUCGAGUUCAAAACUGAGGCUGAAGCAGAGAAGAUGCUGGAGGAGGCUCAGGGAGCUGACGUACAGGGAAGGUCCAUCAUGGUUGACUUUGUAGGAGAAAAGAGCCAGAAGGGAUCCAAAGUAGCAGCAUCAGGAGCUUCCAGUAAAACACUGGUAGUGAAUAAUCUGGCCUUUAGUGCCACAGAGGAAGUCCUACAAUCCACAUUUGAGAAGGCUGUCUCAAUUAGGAUUCCACAGAGAGAUGGCAGACCUAAAGGCUUUGCUUUUGUAGAGUUUGAGAGCACAGAUGAUGCUAAGGAUGCCCUAGAAAACCUCAACAACACAGACAUUGAAGGCCGGUCGAUCCGUCUGGAGUACAGCCAAAACAGUGGCAGAGGAGACGGAGGUAGAGGAAACUCAGGUCCAACAAAAACUCUCUUUGUCAAGGGUCUCUCCGAGGACACAACGGAUCAGACCCUUAGGGAUGCAUUUGAGGGUGCUGCAGCAGCCAGGAUAGUUACAGACAGAGAGACAGGGUCAUCCAAGGGCUUUGGCUUUGUGGACUUUGACAAUGAGGACGACUGCAAGGCGGCCAAAGAAGCCAUGGAUGAUGGUGAGAUCGAUGGCAGCAAGGUGACCCUGGACUACGCCAAGCCGAAGGGUGAAGGUGGCUUCCGUGGAGGUCGAGGUGGUGGAUUUGGCGGCCGCGGUGGUGGCAGAGGAGGCCGCGGUGGCUUUGGCGGAGGCUUCGGCGGCGGCUUUGGCGGUCGCGGUGGUGGUGGCAGAGGAGGCGGAAGGGGAGGCCCUCGUGGAGGUGGACGCGGGCGUGGUGGCUUUGGAGGUGGAAGAGGUGGCGGUGGAUUUGGAGUCAAACCCCAGGGGAAGAAAAUCAAGUUUGAUGACUAAAUCCUUAGUCUGUUUUACUUUUUGAAUGGACUCUGGUUUCAUCACUUUUCAGAGCUUUUGGACAUUCCAGAAAGCGUCAUUGAUAUAUAUUUAACUGUUAAUGGGCAUUUUAGCCCUUUAUUUAGACCCCUCAAGCGUUCCCACCCUUCUGUGCCAGAGUGGUACUUCUGACCUUCUCAGCUCAAGUACUGAAUGUCCCUAAUGCAAACCUGCAACCCUCACCCUCAUUAGCUUACUUGCUUUUCCGAAGGAGUAAAAUGGAAUGGGUCUGGCAAACAAGUUUGCUGUGAAAAAAUACGCUCGUUUUUGUCAGAUUGUGUAAAUUUAAACAGUUUGUAUGAUUUCAUUUUACCUUUUGUAAAAAAAAAAAUACACCUGUAUCCAUAUGUUUUGUUUUUAUUUUGUUUGUUGUUUAGUUUGCUUUAGGUGCCAAGUUUUACUGUAAUGUGCAAAGCAUAUUUUGAUAGAAGAUUCGAGUCAGUGCUCUAGAGUUGGGUGUUGAGAAAUAUGGCAAAAGUGUUAUGUCAUAUCUGUUUGGUGGGGCACAAUCAGUGUCUGAGUCACAGGGGCUGAGACCUCUUAUGUAUGUAACAUAAAAUAUUUGUAGUGCAUUGACUAAUUUUUUUCCCAUCUGAAAAUCCCAAGAUUUUCAUGUGAUUUAAAUAAAAUCUUGUAGGUGGUGAUUUUUAAA
Larimichthys crocea (large yellow croaker) is the source of this 2919-nucleotide messenger RNA. RefSeq names its product nucleolin (gene nucleolin). The transcript has 16 exons. The coding region runs from base 150 to 2228 and encodes 692 amino acids. Lineage: Eukaryota; Metazoa; Chordata; Actinopteri; Sciaenidae. Gene Ontology annotation, molecular function: RNA binding. The record is from RefSeq and is a predicted model, not a curated record.